This is a messenger RNA of Nothobranchius furzeri (turquoise killifish), 3786 nucleotides long. NCBI's taxonomy places the organism in Eukaryota, Metazoa, Chordata, Actinopteri, Cyprinodontiformes, Nothobranchiidae. The record is from RefSeq and is a predicted model, not a curated record.
GGUAAAACAGGCUUUUAUUGAACUGUGUGACAACAAACGACAUGAUCUAAAAUAGAGGGUUUUUUGAAUGGAGUUUGGUGAGCUGCGCUUUCGGAUAUGAACGUCAUGUGUGCGGCGACAGCUCGGUCCAGCUGUUGCACUUGCGCGAAUCGUUACCUUUAAGAUGCUCGAGGGAUAAAGCCUGGUUUGAUCUAAACUCGGCACCAUUUUGGCCCAGAGUUCGGCGGACACCGUCCGGACCGUUUGGCCGCGUGUAAUUCUGGCAAUCAACGGUAAUCUUUACGGCGACGUGGAGGAACCGACGGCCGCGCGGAUUCCGUAAACGUCGGGAUAAAAUUAUUUGUCGGCCUACGGAGAAGUGGCGGCACGGCACGAGGCGGGGUCCGCGCGGAGGGUGCGCGAGACAAACCCCUUCCCUUUAAAGCGGAACGGGACAGAGGGGGUGAAGAGAUAAAAAAAGAAAAGGAAGAAAGACAGAGUGGGAGGGAGGGCGACACGGAGAGGGAUUAAAAAAACAGAAAGAUGUCAUCCUCCAGACUGAAACACCGAGGCGGAGCCACGCACCGCGGCCGACCAGGAGCUCUCUAGAGAGGGGAGGAGCUGUACGCAACGCCGAGGCUUGAAUCCCGCCGCUGCGGCCUUUCCGUAACAACCGAAUAUUAAAAGAUUCGCGAAGAGCUGCCGAACAUGACUGGCACGUUCCGACUCGUCAUCCGCAUAGAAAACGUAUUUAUCUUGCAUGCAAUUCACUAAUUUUUAUUACAGUAAUCAUAAGCAAAUUAUAUUAAAAGUCACCGUGAAAGCCAGCAUGACACCAUCCAUUUUGUCGCAUUUACAAAAACACCAUGCCAGUGCCAUAUUAAGUCAUGACUCACAGCAGCUCUAAGAACUGCGUUAUUUGAGGCGAAUAUCGUCCGGUGUCAACAUAUUUUCCGGUAACUAGCCCGAGCAGUUAGAGAGGCGAUCCGGGCCUCGGACUGUUUUCCUUGCAGCUCUCGGAGCAUUUCUCUCCGGGCUCCGUUGCCCUCCUCCUCCUCCCUCCCCUCCUCGGUCCCAGGCGGGGUCGUUGUCAGCCCCUCAGCAUGGACACCUCCUGGAGUAAUUUCCUCUUUCAGACUGCUCCGACUCAGAGCCAAUCUGAGACGCCACUUCAGACCGAGCUGCUUCCCGAGUUGACCGGCUCGGCUCAGAGUCCUCCAGCUGAGCACGUUGUCACACCUCCGUCCACCGUCGACACUGCCGCUCUAAAUGAGGAGCCGCUUCCUGUUAAGCCGCUUACCAAACCGAACCGACCGGCCCACAUCUGUGCCACCUGCAAUAAGGAAUUCAAGAACAGCUACAACCUGCGGCGGCACCAGUCCGUCCACACAGGCAUCAAGAUGAAGAACCGAGCGGCGACAGAAAAGGAGGAUGGAGGGAAGGGAGGACGGCUGGAGAAGCAGAGUAUCCCUCUGUCCCUCCUCCAGCUCACUCUACCUCCACAGCCUCUGCCCACUGCCAUACCAGACACCCUCGCCCAACCUGUCCAGCUCACCAACCAGGAAGGCCAGCCAGUUACUGUGUCCAUCGCCCCAGCGACCGUAACAAUGGCUGCACAGCCCCAGCCCAUUCAGGCAGCUGUUGUGGUAGUCGGUUCUGUGGAGCAGGUGGGUUUGGACGAGGGGAGCCUGGGAUUUCCUGGCAAUGACAUCAGCAUGAAUCCCAAUCCCAUUCCCAUCACCAACCAGGUGAGGAAAAACCACGCCUGCGAGGCCUGUGGUAAAGCCUUCAGAGACGUCUAUCACCUCAACCGCCAUCGACUGUCCCACUCGGACGAGAAGCCCUACUCCUGUCCCAUCUGCCAGCAGCGCUUCAAGAGGAAAGACAGGAUGAGUUAUCAUGUUCGCUCACACCAAGGUGGCGUGGAGAAACCCUACAUCUGUUCACACUGCGCCAAGGCCUUCUCCAGGCCGGAUCACCUGAACAGUCAUGUCCGACAGGUGCACUCCACAGAGAGACCGUUCAAGUGCACGACAUGCACAUCAGCGUUUGCCACACGGGACCGUCUUCGUGCUCACCUUAUCCGUCACGAGGAGAAGGUGCCGUGUCACAUCUGUGGGAAGCUGUUGUCUGCAGCAUACAUCACCGACCACAUGAGGGUCCACAACCAGUCCCAGCACCACGCCUGCCAUCUCUGCAACCGCAGUUUCACCACCCUCACCUACCUGCGCGUUCACGCUCAGAAGCACCACGGUCAGGAGUGGAAGGAGAGCGGCGGGGCACGGGGGGGCUUCGGUGGGACAGGGGCUGGUGGCGUGCUGCUCUGUCAGCUCUGUGGCGUCCAGUGCAAGACAGCCACACAGCUCCAGGGUCACAUGGGCACCCACGCCCAGCAGGGUGACCCCACCCCUGAUCAGACAAGUGCUGGACCUGUUGGCACAACCAGCGUGGCCAUCACCGUGUCUAGCCCGAGCACAGUGGGACUGCUGGUUACUGACUGCUCCAGUAUCGCCCCCCAGGCCCACAGCUAGCAUGCUGACAGGGUGGUAGGGAGGGGGUGGGAUGGGUGGGGUAGGGUGGAUUAGGGGAGGAAUCGGUGAGCAGGAGGACCGAAGACGGCGCAGUUGGGACAGGUGUGUUUAAAAAAAAAAGUUUUAAUGUCAGUCGAUCAUCCUUACCUGGAUUUAUUCAUGAGUUAAAACUAUCAGCAGAUAUGAUAACGAGACAUUUCAUAAUCAAAAACUUUCAUUUUAUAAAAUUUUCUUUUUACCCUAACUUGUGGAAAACCCGGAAGCUUUCAAGAACCCAACUUUCCUAAAUCCGAACAGAAUUUAAUCUAAUUACAGCUUAAUUUCAGAAGCUUGGUAUGUUUUUAUUAGCUACUGACCAGCCUCACCUGUUUGAGCCCAGAUCUUCUUACAACACUGUUGCGUAUUUUAGCCUAAUUUAAGUUUGUUUUUUUAAAUACAUUUUUCACAUUUUAGAGGUUCCUGUUUGUAGUUAAAGCACUAAUGCGACAAUAGUAUUAGAAAAACUACGUUUAAAAACUUUCUGUUUUCCAGAUAUUUUUUCCAAAUGAGAACUCGGAUCAGGGAGGAAGGUUGAUCGCUUCAUGAAGACCGAGCUCUCUCUGAACUUUUCUGUCAUUGUUUUGCUGGGAAAGGAGCACUGAAAAACUGGUCUGCCUACUAUUCUGAGAGACUUACAGACUGAUGAGACAGGAGAGCGGACAAUAAGGAAACAUAUUUGUCGUUUAACAAAUUACAAAUCUAGUAUUUUUAUGGCUUUGAAAUUAGCUGCCUUCAUUUCAUUGUUUCAAUUUUCAUCUAACCUGCACAACCUCUUGUGGUUUUAUAAAUCCCUCACUGUUUUUAAACCAUUUAUAUUCCAUGAAACCAUUGUUUGUUUGUACUAAGGAAAUAAUUCUGAUUUAUUCUUUGAAUUUAUGGCAAACUGAUCUCCAAUUUGCCUGUUGUCAGAUCUUUCGGAGCAGGAAAGCCUCCCAGGAUGUGGGAGCAGGUUACUGAUGGGCCUGCGUGUAUAUACACACUUUUAUACAUCUGACAAAGACAAACUAUUAUUGUUUGUGUAUAUUCUUCCUGAACAUCGAAUGUGCAUAACUUCUCUGCUUCAGUGAUUUUUGUUCUUACUCUAAAUGCUGAUUUGUAAGUCUUUAAAUGAUUGAUUACCAUGUAAUUUGUUGCUACCUUGGUGAUUCAUUUUCUGUGGCUGUGCAUAUUGAUUGUAACUGAUGCAUAGUGCAUAGCGCCUCGUUAAAGUUACUGUAUUAAAAAACAGUAAAAUGCA